AUGCACCGUGCAAUAUCGAUCAACCAUGAUGUCGUCGACAUAAUGGAAACCAGUAGCGAAUGGACACUCCGGGGAAGCGUUGAGGAGAGCAGCGGCAACAGUAUCACCAGCAACAACGACAGCCAAAUAGUGGAAGGGUUGGAGGAGGAAGCUUUGAGUAAUGACUCGGCGCCUGACAAACAAGAAGACUCAGCGACAGCAUCUCAUGCCCAGCAGGAUGAUGAUGAAGAUACUAUUUCACAUGAUCAAUCUGUGUCAUCCCUAGACUCAGCAGAUGCUCGGGAAAAGGCAAUUCAAGAUGGCUUCCUUGCCUUUCUUACAGGCUACAUCCAGAAUGAUGUCUUUUCCCGCUUCAUGGAAUUUCUGACCAAUAUAUGGGGCUUUAUCAUCAAGAAGCUAGGCCGUGGAAACAGUGAUGGUGACAACCAAGAGGUCGGGGCAGAGGACUUGGCGGAAGAAUUGAUGGAUAUCGCAGAUCCGGGGUUAACCAAUUUCAACACGAGCUUCAACACCAGUCUGCAAAGUGUAACCGGAAGUGGUGGUGGUGGUGGUGCCAGCGGGGGUGGCGGCGCCUGUGGUGUGGCACCCGGACCUCCUCCAGGAGUUGCGGAAAUGGCAUCUGCUGCCGCAAACAGUGCUGCAAGUGGAGCAGCCAGUGGGGCAGCAGCUGGAGCAGGCGCAGCCACAGCAGGUGGAUUGGGCGGCAUGGCUGGAAUGGCGGGAGCUGUGGCAGGAGCUGGGGCCGCAACACAAGGUGGAAUUGCAAUGGGAGUUGCUGCUGUUACAGCGACUGUUGUUUCUACUGGAGUAACCGUCAACAAUGUUACGGCACCAGUUGCCUAUGAUUUCACGUUUGUGCCACCAGUGUGUUCAGAAGAUUCUGUAAAGAAAAUUGGGUUUGUUGAACUCCAAGUGCAGGCCUUGCCCCCAGAGGCUAUUGAAACUCGGAAAUUGAUUCUUGAAGAGUGA
This is a messenger RNA of Seminavis robusta, 969 nucleotides long. Lineage: Eukaryota; Bacillariophyta; Bacillariophyceae; Naviculales; Naviculaceae. The record is from the annotation of a GenBank genome assembly.